AUGCGUUAUAUUGCAGCAUUUGAUGGUGCGAGCAUCGACGUUACUACUGCMAAURCCGAUGUAAUGAAGAAUUUGCUGGCUGAAAGCACGACGAUAGGCACAAAAACAAUCUUCAACAUCGAACAAGAGAAGGCGCUAAUAAGCUACAUUCUCCAGGCCAGCGACAUCAACUAUGGAAUGAGUUUGAUGGAGCUUCGUAAGCUCGCGUAUGAAUUUGCUCAGAAAAUUGGCGCGUCGUAUCCAGAUCCAUGGAACGACAAUCAACAGGCGAGUAAGGAUUGGCAGUUGGCGUUCAUGAAMCGCCACAAAAAUUUGUSACUGCGAACACCAGAGCAAGUAAGCCAGAGCCGUGCGAAGCGAUUCAACAAAGAGAAUGUCGAUGCAUUCUUUGCCAAYCUUUCAUCCGUUCUCGGUAAGACGCCGUUUGAACCUCAUCGAAUAUGGAACAUGGAUGAAACCGGGUGCCCGACCGUGCCAACCAGACCUGUCAAAACCAUCGCGCGCAAAGGACAAAAGCAGRUCGGCUCAUCAACAUCUGCCGAWAAAGGCACCMAUGUGUCUUUGGCUUUGGCCGUCAGCGCUAGUGGCCAGUCUAUACCGCCAUUCUUCCUCUUUCCCCGAGUCAACAUGAAAGAGAUUUUUAUGACUCAUGUUCGCAUUUAUCGAUCGAGGCGAUAG
Bactrocera latifrons is the source of this 678-nucleotide messenger RNA. RefSeq lists its product as uncharacterized. The transcript has 2 exons. Lineage: Eukaryota; Metazoa; Arthropoda; Insecta; Diptera; Tephritidae. Bases 1 to 678 code for a protein of 225 amino acids. Gene Ontology annotation, molecular function: DNA binding. Gene Ontology annotation, cellular component: nucleus. The record is from RefSeq and is a predicted model, not a curated record.